This is a messenger RNA of Verticillium alfalfae VaMs.102, 2460 nucleotides long. RefSeq lists its product as hypothetical. The record is from RefSeq and is a predicted model, not a curated record. The transcript is spliced from 9 exons. The coding region runs from base 1 to 2460 and encodes 819 amino acids. Gene Ontology annotation, biological process: meiotic cell cycle; regulation of synaptonemal complex assembly. Lineage: Eukaryota; Fungi; Ascomycota; Sordariomycetes; Glomerellales; Plectosphaerellaceae.
AUGGGCGGCCACAGAACCGGAGACAGUGACCUGGAGAAGGUCAAGGCACUGUUGGAGCUUGCCAGGUCACUCCAGGAACAUCUGCCCUCCUUGAUCGAUUCUCCGUCCAUCAAUGCCCUGGUGCAGAGGCUCUCGGAAGCGGCCCAGACCGCCAGCUGCGUUGUGCCAAGAUCGGCGCUGAAGAAACGCUCAGGCGUGGAGCUCGCGAGCCGCGCAAGAGAGCUGUUCAACCUCUGCAUCGCCACUCAACGCAGUCAAUCUGCAGAUAUGCCCCCAAUCCGAGCGAAGCUGCUGUUGCAAAGCCGUCUUUUAGCAUUUCUGAUGACGCAUCUGGCUCUCUGGACCGGGGAAGAAGGAUUAGACAUCGAGAUGGGGGAUGUCGAGUUGCUCUUCUCCAUGGCAUUCAAGGUCGCGAGACUCUUCUUUGAUGACGAAGACUAUGGCAGCACAGUCAUAGUUCUGCAGAAGGCAGCAGAAUAUACUUUGCUUUUCCCCAGGCUGCGUCCAAGCCUCAAUCCUGAAGAGCUCGGGUUGACCCACCGACUGGAAGCAGAAUAUCUGAUUCUCCGUACCGCCCUUGCCCUGAAGGAGUCUCGCAUUGACGUUGCCGAGCACAUGUAUGCCAAGGUUGAGCAGCUGCGGGCAUCUCUAGAUCCGACGUUAGCUGAAAACCUAGCUGAAGUUCUGUUUGACACUGGUAAACGCUAUUUGACCAAUAAUCAAUUCUCCACGGCAACCAGAUGGCUCGGUCGAGCGUAUGAAGCUAUCAACACUCCAGCACUGGAUAGGUUAUCCCGACGAGCCGCCGAAUUACGCCUUAUUAUCGGUGGUGCUUUUGUCAACGCCCUCCUCAGCACAGAAGAGCCCCAAGAUUUCGAGACUGCAUCCAAUAUUGUCCAAAGCAUAUCCUCGGAGGUUGGCGAAACUCCCGUCGUGUUAGUCCUACGCCUUGAGGUUCUUCAACGAUCGAGACCGGGUGUGUUUGACAAGGAGGCUUACGCCACUUGCAUCCUUGGUCUAGUGAGGAGCUUCAACCACUCCGAGCCGUACUACAGAUUGAUCGAGAAGCACAUAUGGCAAUUAUUUCAGUUAGAUCAAGAGUUGGGAUGUGACAGCGCCGAUGAAUGGCUCAAAACUCGAAUCGCAAAUUGUGAGCGGGAUGCCUGGAUCGAACGGGCCGUCUUGCGACGACUUUCCAUGUCUGUUCGUCAGAUAUCUACGCCCACAGCAUUGGACUCUGUCACGAAUGUCUUAGUCGAUGUUUGUGUCCUUCGAGGUAAACCACUGAAAGCCUCGACCGCCGCGGCUGCACAUACUCAAGGCCUUGAGGGUCUCGCCAAGGCAGGUACCAACAACCCAACGUUCUUAUACGCUUGCAUUCUUGAUGCACAGAAACAUGGCGAUGAUUUAUGCGCCAUGGGCGAUGAUGCGACCGCUACUUCGGGUCCCACGCCGAUGGUGGAGAGACAGCUGGUCGAAGAGCUCUGUCAGAUAUUUGAACACGCUGUGGAGGACAUCAAGCGCGCUCCAAAGGACUCUCAGGGUGACCUACUCUAUACCGUCAAAGAGCUCCACUGGUUCUGCAAGAACUCGUACAAUCUCGGGAUCAGCCGCUUGGGUUCGUGGGAUCUCGACCACAUCAUACGAAUGAUGCAAGUUGGGCUCGCAGUGCGCGAGUACUAUCCAUCCGACAUCCCGACUCAGGAGGCCGAUGACAUUCGUCUCAGGUCUACACUUAGCCACUUUGUCGUCGCUUCAGCAAUGGCUUCGGUAGCCCGCACUCAAGAUGAUGUCGAGCGACAAUCGCAAGUGUAUAGCUCACUCAGGCAACAUGUGGUUGAAUUCGAUACUCAGAUUCAGGAAUACGUGUGUCUCAACGAGAUGGAUAAGCUCACGUCAAAAGACCUAUAUCAGAAGUUUGCCAGCUUGCUGGUCUUUGAUCUCGAGGCAGCAGUUCAUCUUGAGCUAUUUGAUGAGCUGAGCGAAAUCGUGCACAAAGCCAAGCGAUGCACCUCUGUCGAGACCUUCAAGUCCAUGGCGGAUUGUCUUCUUAGGGGGCACCUCCCCCCGCGAGACCUCUAUUCGGCGCUGAGACAGAUCAUCAACGAGAUCUGGAAUCUUGAACGGUUCGACCCGGCGAGGCUGGCCAAAUACAUACGAUGUCUGUUCCAGGCCGUGCUCCCACUUGAGAGCGAACUGGGCAGACAGAUUUUGCAAGAGGCGAUCAGCAAAGCUAGAGCCUCGGCAGAGAGCGGCUUCUCCUUCCCGCCCGAGGAGGUCCAGUGGCUGGUGACGGUUGCUUGGAACCACGCUGUUGACUACUGGAGGCUCAGGAAUGACAAAGAAUGCAAGUUAUGGGCUCAGCUUGUCUUGGAGCUAGCGCAAUAUGCUGCGGAUGGCGGCCUCCUGAGUCAACAGAUUCGGGAGCACUAUGCAAAGCUUGAGCUCGACGCUGCGUGA